Molecule: messenger RNA, 2048 nt
Organism: Sorex araneus (European shrew)
Lineage: Eukaryota; Metazoa; Chordata; Mammalia; Eulipotyphla; Soricidae
Gene: TACR3
Product: tachykinin receptor 3
Exons: 5
Coding region: 1-1293 (430 amino acids)
Biological process (GO): positive regulation of flagellated sperm motility; G protein-coupled receptor signaling pathway
Cellular component (GO): plasma membrane; sperm midpiece
Molecular function (GO): tachykinin receptor activity
Source: RefSeq, a predicted model, not a curated record
AUGGCCGCGCCGGCCGAGGGCUCCGGCGCCAACUGGACGGCGGACGCCGGCCCGUCGGGGUCCCUGGGCGCGGCGCUGGCGCUGGCGCUGCCCCCCGACGCCGCGUGGCUGCAGCUGCUGGCGCCCGCGGGCGGCAACGCGUCGGGCCCCGCGCCCCCCGCGCCGCCCGCGACCCCCGCGGCCCCCGCGCCCGCGCGCGCCGCCGCGCCGCACCCCUUCGUGCAGCCGUCGUGGCGCAUCGCGCUCUGGUCGCUGGCCUACGGCGCCGUGGUGGCGGCCGCCGUGCUGGGCAACCUGGUGGUGGUGUGGAUCAUCCUGGCGCACAAGCGCAUGCGGACCGUCACCAACUGCUUCCUCGUCAACCUGGCGCUGGCCGACGCCGCCACGGCCGCCUUCAACGCGCUGGUGAACUUCAUCUACGCGCUGCACGGGGAGUGGUACUUCGGCGCCGGCUACUGCCGCUUCCAGAACUUCUUCCCCAUCACCGCCGUGUUCGCCAGCAUCUACUCCAUGACGGCCAUCGCCGUGGACAGGUACAUGGCCAUCAUCGACCCCCUGAAGCCCAGGCUGUCGGCCACGGCCACCAAGCUGGUCAUCGGGAGCAUCUGGGCGCUGGCCUUCCUGCUCGCCCUCCCGCAGUACCUGUACUCCAGGACCAAGGUCCUGCCCAGCCGCACGCUCUGCUACGUGCAGUGGCCAGAAGGCCCCAGGCAGCACUUCAUCUACCACAUGACGGUCAUCGUGCUGGUGUACUUCCUGCCCCUGCUCAUCAUGGGGGUCACCUACACCAUCGUGGGGCUCACCCUGUGGGGCGGCGAGAUCCCGGGGAACACCUGCGACAGGUACCACGAGCAGCUCAAGGCCAAGAGGAAGGUGGUGAAGAUGAUGGUUCUGGUGGUGGUGACCUUCGCCGUGUGCUGGCUGCCCUACCACACCUACUUCAUCCUCACGGCCGUGUACCAGCAGCUCAGCAGGUGGAAGUACAUCCAGCAGGUCUACCUGGGCAGCUUCUGGCUGGCCAUGAGCUCCACCAUGUACAACCCCAUCAUCUACUGCUGCCUGAACAAGAGGUUCCGAGCGGGCUUCAAGCGGGCCUUCCGCUGGUGCCCCUUCGUCCGCCUGUCCAGCUACGACGAGAUGGAGCUCAGGCCCACCCGGUUCCGCCCCACGCAGCACAGCAGCCUGUGCACGGUGACCCGGCUGGAGUCUGUGACGGCGAGUGACCCUGGCCAGCCCAGCGGGAAGAGGCCAGCAGCUGGCCCCGCAGGGCCUCUGCCCCCCCUGGCUUCCUGAGCCGCCCCCGCCUCCCCAGGGCAGUGCCUGAGCCCCGGGCCCACCCUGUCUCCCUGCACGCCCCGGGAGGGGACAGACACGCCCCCACGCAGCCGCGAGAGCCCCUGUCACAUGCGUGUCCGCUGACCACGGACGUGAGGGAGGGGAGACCAGAGUCUGCGGGCGGGAGAGAGGUCAGUGGCUCCCCCCUCCCGCCCCCCGGAAGGAAAUGAAGCUCAAAGCCUAGGAAUGCUGGAGACCUUGGCUCAAGGAACUCUGGGGCAGGGAGACAGCUGCACCCAGCAGGCACAGUGGAGCCCGGCACGUGCAGGGUCCUGGGGCCUGGCCCCGAAUGGCCCCGGCACAAUGCUGGGCAGCCCCCAAGCACAGCCAGGAGGGGCCCUGGGCCCAGCACCCUCUCCCCACCCCCGUCAAAUAAAAGGGAAAACCUCUUGUAAGAUGGAGACUCAACGAUCCCAAGAACUUGAGCGCAGCAAGGACGUGUGCUCCGCCGGCACGCGCCCUCCGCGGUGUCCCGUCCGCGUCUCCUGUGAGCCUCGCUGUUGUUGUGAUCGUCCGCAUUAAAGUUAAGGCCGUAAGAAAGAGGAAAACGACCCUCCCUCCCUCUUCAGACCCUCGACCUUCCUCCUCUAGGACAGUCCAGAUGCCAGCGACCGUCACUGCUGGGGCCCUGGGGGUCCGGUCUUCGGGGCCUGGGGCAGCCAGUCCCUGCCUGUCCCUUUGCUAAAGCCACACUGCAGGCCACCUGCGUCCAC